UUUCAAUAAAAUUGGUUGAUUGAUAAGAAUUUUUUUUCUUGUGGUCAAGUUGUAUCUAAUAAAUAGUGUUGUAGAAUAAAUCUUCUAACUGCCCAUUUGUUUUUUAUUUUUUGUUGUUGUUGUCGUCGUUUGUUCUUAUUGAGACCUAUACUAUAUAACCAUUUGAGAGAGAUUGUUGUGAAAACGUAAGGAUUUUGAGUUGUUGAGCAAUCCAAUCAUUGUGGUCAUUGCGUACGUGCCGUUAUUGUUGUAUACAAUAUGGCCACUAGAAACAGAACGUUUUAGUGUAACUACUUCUGAUAUUGAUAACGAACUAUGUUACAAGACCGGAGUUAUAUACCUGAUUUAAAUAUCUCUACAGCCCAUUUUUUUCAUUUGCUUGUGGCCUUCGAAAACUUAGAGCCGGCUCUAACUAAAGGUCAGUUGGUAGCCAAACUUCAGAACUUGAGGAAAAAAAUUGAUGACAAAGUUGUGAAGUCUUUUGAAAAAGGAAAGACUAAAGAACAGAUUGUUUAUUCAAAAGCUUUUGACCAGAGAUGUUAUGAUUUAUCGAGAAAGAUUUGGGGAAUUAACUGUGUUUUUCCUUCAAAAUCAAAGAAUAUGCGCCAAGGUCAGCUUGAAGGAAGGUUCAAGGAUGAAGAAGAUGAAGAGCCAGAGAGCACACCCUUAUCUUUUGGUCAAGAGUUCGUCUCUUUCGUUAAAGCUGAGAAUCUGAAUUGGGGUAUUGAUGAAGCAGAGUAUGUUGCAAGCUGGGAUAAGGUCAAAGAUGGACCAAAGAAGCGAGAGUUGGAAAUAACGUUGAAGAAGAUGGAGGCUAAGCAAGCGGAGCUUUGUAUGAUAAGGAUUGAAUUUGUGGCAGACGCGGCGAAUGUGAUGUUUAAACAAGACAACACAUCUUCUUCGGGUAAGUAGAUGGAAGAGUUGGUUGAAUUAAUGUUUUUUUUUACCCUUAUUAGUUUGCAUUUUGCGGCUUUGGUUUUGAUUGGUAACAUUUGGAAAUUUAUCGGUGUGGUUUGGCUUUUAAACUUUUGUUUAUGGUCCAUUUUAGCUGUUCUAUUGGAUAUUUUUGUGUUUGCUCCUUUUGUUAUAUGCUUGAUUGGGUUUAAGACCCCUUCCAUUAUGUGAACUGAUAUUUUAUGUUUUUGAUAUCUUGGAAUGGCCUUUUAAACCCACGAUCCAAUAGAGUAGUUUCUGUUGUAAACAUUGGGACGAAAGCCA
Arabidopsis lyrata subsp. lyrata is the source of this 1218-nucleotide messenger RNA. Its product is annotated as probable transcription factor At4g01260. The record is from RefSeq and is a predicted model, not a curated record. Gene Ontology annotation, biological process: regulation of DNA-templated transcription. Gene Ontology annotation, cellular component: nucleus. Lineage: Eukaryota; Viridiplantae; Streptophyta; Magnoliopsida; Brassicales; Brassicaceae.